Alternaria rosae is the source of this 1424-nucleotide messenger RNA. RefSeq lists its product as uncharacterized. The transcript has 3 exons. Gene Ontology annotation, molecular function: FAD binding. Gene Ontology annotation, biological process: secondary metabolite biosynthetic process. The coding region runs from base 19 to 1320 and encodes 433 amino acids. The record is from RefSeq and is a predicted model, not a curated record. Lineage: Eukaryota; Fungi; Ascomycota; Dothideomycetes; Pleosporales; Pleosporaceae.
GGAGGUGGCAUUGCGGGGAUGACAGUCGCAGCCUUGCUGGCAAGAUAUCCAGAUAUCGAGGUUCACUUGUUUGAAAGCAAACCCGAAAUUCGCGCCAUCGGCGCUGGCAUCGCGGUGUGGAAAAGAUUUUGGGAUAUCUUCGAAGAAUACAUGGAUAUGGAUGAGCUGUCCGUAGCCACUGAGUAUCUGCUAGUAGCUAACUCCACUCUAGUUCGUGGACCCGUCCUCCGAAAGUCUGAUACAUCUUCCGGUGGAGUAGACUUCUCGCAAAUACCACAUGGACCUAGACUUGUCCCUCGCGAUGCCCUUCUUGACAUCCUUCACACGCACGCUGACACUGGACGAUGUCAUAUCAAAACGAACAAGAAGAUGAAGUCGUACAUCCAAGAAGAUUCUGGGAGGGUCACCCUGCUCUUCGAAGACGGUAGCGACUUCAAAACUGAUGUGCUCAUCGGCGCUGAUGGAGUCCAUUCGCGUGUGCGACAGCACAUGUUUCCAAGCAACGACGUGCUAUCUGCACCUCACUUCAGCGGUCAGUUUGCGUACAGGAUGAGCUGCCCAAAAGCCGAUGUCCAAAAGAGGCAUCCGAACAACGUGGCGUUAGACGGGUUCAAAAUAUGGUGCGGAAAAGGAAGACACGUAACCUCGAAUACUGUCCGGGACGACAUCCAGAUGACGGCAUACGACAAUGUGUUCGAUGCAGACGGGGUGGCGCCCCCUUUCGAUGGCUCAUGGGUUGCCGAGGUGCCAUCUUCACAAAUCGCCGAGCGUUUCGCCGGGUGGGAGCCAGACCUCGCCGAUCUGCUGCAGGUUCCAACGGUUGCAUCGCGAUGGGCCGUCCACGUCGUACACCCUCUUCCAACCUUCGCAACGGACCGCGUGUGCUUGAUCGGUGACGCUGCGCAUGCCAUGACACCACACCAAGGUCUUGGUGGGGGUCAAGGUGUUGAGGAUGCAUACAUCCUGGCUCGCUUACUAGGGCACCCCGGGAUGACGGCGUCCGAUGUGCCGCAGGCGCUAAAGAUAUACGACUCCAUCCGUCGGCCAGCUUCGCAAACGGUAUCGCGGCAGUCGUUAGUCAAUGGCCUGACGUAUGGGUUCUUUGGCAUGGAAGCCAAGGCACUAUCUCUGCCUGAGAUAGGAGAAGAGCUGGUUGAGAGCUGCCGGUGGCUGCUUGAGGACAGGGGUGCGGAAAAAGAAUGGCUGAAAGCGAAGUCUGCACUCAGCGCUGCGCUGGAGCAAUGCGAAGACGAUCCGGCUUCCUCCAAUCUCCUACCUGGCACUAGGCAUCGGGAAGCGAUGGUAUGUCACCAUGGUUGAUGAGGUACUGUGGCCCUCUCGUCACCUGCCGGGCGCUUCAUGGCAACCGUUAGUCUUAGCGAUCUGGGUUUUAGACUAGAAAAAGAUUGUGCAGUACAUCGGAC